UAAUUCCCCCCACAAGAACCUAAAACAAUAUUUCAUUCUCUCUUCUUCCUACAAAAGUUAACAAAAAACCCCUCGUCCACACCCAUAUUCAACCAAAAAAACCCACAAAAGAAACAAAAGUACGUACCAUUUCUCAAACAUUUGCAUGAAAAUGGUGGUUCUACCAAUAAAGAGAGAAAGAGAAAGUGAUCUUGAUACCAUUACAACCAUGGCUAAUUACUUGAUGCUUCUCUCUCGCCAAGCAAAUCAUUUUGACACAUUGAACAACUCUCCUAAUCGAGUUUUCGAGUGUAAAACUUGCAAUAGACAAUUUUCUUCAUUCCAAGCUCUUGGUGGUCAUAGGGCAAGUCAUAAGAAGCCAAGAUUAAUGGGAGAAUUGAACUUUCAUCAGUUGUCAACUUCUCCUCCUAAACCAAAAACACAUGAGUGUUCAAUAUGUGGGCUUGAAUUUCCUAUUGGUCAAGCUUUAGGUGGGCAUAUGAGAAGGCAUAGGGCUAUGUUGAAUGAAAAUAAUAUUCAAGUUUCUCAUGUUGUAAAGAAAUCAAAUAGUCCGAGAGUUUUAUGUUUGGAUUUGAACUUGACCCCUUUGGAGAAUGAUUUAGAGUUCAAGUUGGGGAAAUCAUCUCCUGUAGUUGAUUGCUUCUUGUGAUUAUAAUCACUAGUCUAAAGUUCAUGUUAUAAACGAAGGGGAGCCUCGGAGCAAGGGUAAAGUUGUCUCAAUAUGACCCGUAGGUCAUUGGUUCGAGCCACGGAAGCAGCCACUAAUGUUGCAUUAGGUUAGGCCGUCUACAUCACACCUCUUAGGGUGUGGCCGUUCCUCGGGCCUUGCUUGGACACGCGAUGCCUUGUUCAUCGGGCUGCCUUUUUUGUUUUAUUUUUUGUUGUAUACACUAUCAGUGUAGCAUAAACUCUAAAUCAUAUGUAAACAAUUACAUGGUAGGUUUUUAAUUAGUUUUCUUUCUAUUUUCUUGUUAUAGAUCUUGCUCUAGAUAAGGAUUUAUUUAUUCGUUUAUACGAGGGAUUUAGGAGUCUCUAAUCUUGUGGAUUUCGUUUUAUAGAUGGAUUAUUUAAGAUUGUAAAAAGGUUAACUGUAUGUGAUUAUUCAUACAUAAGCCUGGAUGUAAUAUAUAUAUAUAAUAUAUGAUUUAUAUAGUGUUAUAUAUACUUGAUUAUUGUGUU
This is a messenger RNA of Nicotiana attenuata, 1179 nucleotides long. RefSeq names its product zinc finger protein ZAT11-like. The coding region runs from base 146 to 649 and encodes 167 amino acids. The transcript has a single exon. Gene Ontology annotation, biological process: response to chitin. NCBI's taxonomy places the organism in Eukaryota, Viridiplantae, Streptophyta, Magnoliopsida, Solanales, Solanaceae. The record is from RefSeq and is a predicted model, not a curated record.